UGAGUAAGGUUGCCAGAGCUCAACGAAGGGAGGGCGGGUUGUUAGGGUCGGCAACGAGCAAGUAACUCCUCUGAAGUUGCAGGCGUACAUAGGCUACGGAGACUGCUUAUCACCAGGCGGGCCGUAUGCUUGUUUGCCACCGACGUAGUAUAAAAAAAAGAAUGAAAUAGCCGCUAUACUGGUUUUUGCUGACUUGAAGCAAAUGCUCGAUAUGCGAUAACUAUAACAGCUUAAGAUCUACUUUGAAGUAGGAAAAUAAUUGUAAAAAUUGUGUUAGUUUUCGAGAAAUGUUGAUACCCUUUGUAUUCCUGUGCUUAUUCACAUGGACCGUCACAGGAGCCAGCAGUGAUUGCAGGCUGAGAAGCGUACACGUCCGGCAAGAUGGCGGGCUAUGCUUCGAGGUCCUUCCAUGGCAGCUGCAGCCAGUGGACCUGGACAACCAUUUGAACCAUAUGCGACAAAAAUUGAGAAACAGAACUCCUACGGAGUAUAGAAAAGUGUCUCCUCGUCAAGCACUGGUCAAUAGCGAAGUAUCCCGUUACGUGGACACAGUUCUGGCACCAUUUCUGGACGCUUACCAUAGGAACAUCCAGUCCUCAUACCAGCAGUUCACAGCCAAGCUGCUGCGUCGGAUCAAAGAAGAGAUCAACCAGGCGGUGCAGAAGAAACAGAAAUUAUACGAUGAGCUUACCAAGCUGGCUAAUGAACUUAAUGUGCCGGCAUCUUGUGAUGAGGAACGCCGCGCCGCACGCACCCUGGCCAGCCAACACGUCUCCGAUAUCCACAAGUGCGUGGAGGCGGCCAGAGACGGUAUCGCACAGAUGGGUGUAUACGCUGAUGAAAUGAUACAAAUAACUAGACAGCAUAUGCAAGCGCAGCUUAAUGAUGCUACAAGGUCGUUUAAUGAAGGGACUGUGGUUAUACCGAAGGGCGAUGUACCGGCCUGCAUGCAGGAACUAUCCCGCGCGGCAGCCAACCUCGGCUACGAGUUGGAUCUGACACUGACGAACGCCCGCCGGUACAACGAGCAAGCGUGCGAGCAGCUGUCCACCUGCAGCACUCACGCGCACCGCGCCUCGGACGAGGCAGCUGCCAAAUUAAGAGAACAAUUGUAUCAGUGCGUGUAUGCUUAAUGUUCAGUACGGGUCUAAUUCUCUCCGUGCACUUAUGGAAUAUUUGCAUCACAUUGCGGCAUCUGAUCGAUUAAUUGAUUAUGUUGCUACUACUUAGCCGGUAAUAAUCUAGAAUCGCAGGCAUUUGUUGCAAUGUCUGUAGAAGCUUUUAACGUUACGGAAUAUCGGAAUUUAAAUUCGAAAGUAACUCCCGCGCGGCAAUGAGUUGGAUCUGUAGGCAUAGCACAUGAUAGGCCCGACAGUAUCUCGCGGCGAGAUAGACUACCCGUCUUUUUCUAACUAUGUUAAUUAAAGAGGGACGGGUAGUCUAUCUCGCUGCCAGAUACUAAUGCUCUUUGUAAUGUAUGAAUCCUUUAGGAGAUCUUCAGGCAUACGCCACGCAAUGAAAACAUUAGCAGGUACUGUCGACAGAACUUAACCAACAACAGGCCUACCGCGAACCACGUUGGACGUGUUAAUUGCCUCUCUAACGCACUUGUAAACUCGUACGUAAGUGUGACAGGGAGGCAACACAUUGAACGUGUUUCGCGGUAGGCCCUCUGGGCUUUAUCUUUGAUCUCUUCUCUAUGUACAUUUUUUAGAAUACUAUAUAACUACAGUAAUAUACUUAAU
Cydia pomonella (codling moth) is the source of this 1745-nucleotide messenger RNA. RefSeq lists its product as uncharacterized. Bases 288 to 1133 code for a protein of 281 amino acids. The transcript has 6 exons. NCBI's taxonomy places the organism in Eukaryota, Metazoa, Arthropoda, Insecta, Lepidoptera, Tortricidae. The record is from RefSeq and is a predicted model, not a curated record.